Messenger RNA from Penicillium brevicompactum, 1737 nucleotides. RefSeq lists its product as uncharacterized. The coding region runs from base 1 to 1737 and encodes 578 amino acids. Lineage: Eukaryota; Fungi; Ascomycota; Eurotiomycetes; Eurotiales; Aspergillaceae. The transcript has 4 exons. The record is from RefSeq and is a predicted model, not a curated record.
AUGCCCUGCUUCAAAGGACUCGCCGUGAGCAUCCACACCCCCGACGGGCCGAUCUCCGAAUACUCGAUUCAACGCCAUUCGCGAGCUUCACGGAUAGGUUGUUUUAUCCCAGUCCCUCCGCCUAAAGUUCCUGAAUCCGGCUCAGAGAAACCGGAACAAUCGACCUUCGCCAUAUCCAUCACCCUCCUCAAUCCCGAGCAAGAUGUUCCAUACUCCACACCGAAACCGACCGCGGACUGUCCCGAGCCGAAACCAAAACAAGUCGGUAAGCUGGCUGGUGAGUCAGGUCAAAUCGCCGGCGCAGUUGCACCCUACCAAGGCCUGACGAAGUCUGCGAACGAGACUGUGGCUGCAUACAUCUACUUCGAUGGACGGCAAAAAGAGGAGGUGGCCACCCUGCUACGAAGAGGAGAGGAGACCUGGGUCAACUCGCGGUGGGCGGGGGGGAUCGCAGAGCGCGAGUUCCUGUUUCGUGAAGUCGGGCUGGAGCGCUGGCUCAACGGAUUGGACCUCGAGGGCAAGGAUGCCGCCGCCAAGAUCGAACGGAGGCGCCAGAAGAUGGAAAAGCGACGCAUCAAGCGUGAAGAGGAACAGACCGCUAUGGAGAUGGAAGACAACCACCCCGCCAGGUCGAAAUCCAUUAUGCGCUACGGCAACGACGAAAAGUCUCCCCUCGAGGAUGUUUCCGACGAUGACCUCUCCUCUGACUCGGAUGACGAUGACCCCAUUCCUGAAACAGCCGGCCAAAUCAAGGUCUCUUUGUUCCGGGUGUUGGCAUCGGGAGAAAUCAAGAGGGGCGAGUACUCGCCCCAGUUUGACGCACACGAGGACGAAGAAGGUGGUCAGGACAACAGUGGCGGGGGAGAUGCUGAUGUUGAUCAUACCACGAGCUUUGCGAAACCCAAAACACUCGAUCCGAAGAGUAUCAGCACGCAGACUGUUACUGGGAUUGACCCGAGUGAUAAGCCGUACGCUACUUUCACUUUUAUGUACCGCGGUGGGCGCCAAUUGCAAAAGAUGGGCAUCCUGAAAGACACCAAAGCACAAGAAACACCGGGUCACGCAAAGCGCAAAUCGAUUCAUGAUGAUCUUGCGAACCUUGGGCCAAUAAAGCCGGGUGGAGCUGCUGGAUUCCUCAACUUCCGGGACAACGAGCCCAAGGCACGAAAGGGUAAAAAGAACGACGACGAUAUGGACAGUGACGAUGACGACACCGACAACCCUAUUCUUGGAAAGGCCGACGACGAAGAAGCCACCGAUAAGAAUGAUGAUCAGUUCUUAUCCCCUGAUGAUAUCCAACGCCAGGGAGAACUGGCGGAGAGCAUGCGGAAAAUUCGACUCAAGCGUCAACACUCUGCUGAACCCCCCGCAGGCAGUGCUGCAGACUCUGCCGACACCCCAGCUUCUGGUUCCGGAUCGACCCCUCCGGCUACUGAACGCUCAGCCACGCCACCAAAGGGGUCUUCGAGUGCGCCUGGGCCCGAGCCAAGCCAGCCAGCUUCCGAACUAUCGGACGGACUGUUCGGUAGCCCCCUAAAGAAGCAGCGAGCGAGUGUCUCCACCGCGGACGAGAACGCCCUGAGACGUCGGAUCGCCGAGUCCUCCGGUAGGAUCAACGAAGUUCUUGGCUCUUCUGCCCCGACCGAAUCCACCAGCCAUACGAGCACAUUUGGCAAUAACCUCAACCUCACCCCUGAGUUAUCCGCGGGCCCACCAUCGGCCGAGGAAGAGUUGUAG